GUUAUCAAAAAUUGAUCGUACCCAGAAAGCUAGCCAGGCUAAGCUUUUAUGACAUCUACUUUCCCUUCUCUAACCACGCAGCUGGAAACAGGUAAACAAACAAUAAUGUCCGGCCAUGACGUUAAACCGGCCCUAUCCUCGACUCGGGCGUUAGGGAAUCGCUUUAGGUUAGCUCCCACCAAAUAGUUUUCGUAUUUACGAUGGGGCAAAGUCGGAAAACCGAGUUGCCGAGUGGAUUCGAUCAAUAAGCAAGGACAUCUAGAAUUUCCAAGUUGGCUGCCGAGGGCUGGGAACUGGGGUCGGUCCCCCGUCUUUUGCCGCCCUUUUUGCCGUUCACCCAACACAUUUACUCAUAUUCUUCGGCGCACCCAAGCUCCUGUGGAAUGGGGUUCUGAAUUUUCUUUUUCUGUCUUCGAUUUUCCUGCCUUUUCGUGGUAUGUCGCUCUGGUCUUGCUUAUCCUGUGCAGGGGGCGUUUGUGAUAUAGGACAAUCUUUCCGCCCUAUAUAACUGUUUCCAAAUUUGGAACCGAGAGACCGUGAAACGCUUUUUUGGGACUGCUUUUUCAGUUCUUGCAUUUCCUGUUCGUUCGCCGUUGACAUUAGCAUAUCCACUAUCCACAUUAUAAUUACUAGUUAAUUCAAAAAAUCUCUUUACGCUAGUUGAUUGCUGUAUAUGAGUUGUUGUUGCAGACGGAGUCUUGAAAGAUCUCUUUGCAUCCAGUGCGAAAAACAUGGGCGUUCCCGACGAAGAUCACACACACGAUUGUUCUUCCACGAUACAGGCAGGCCAUAGCCCGAUCAUGGAAAAAGAUUUUGAUUGCGGAAAGCCUGCUGGAAUGGGAAUUCUCAACACAAAGGGAAGUGGGACAGAGAGUGGUAACCAGGAGCAGGACGAAUUUGAAUCAGAUAGCCAAGCAAGUCCGAGAACAGAGGAAAAUGAUUCAACGACAGCUGCUACGGCCGAUGAUCGUCCGCCGCAGAGUGAGAAAAUGACCAAGAAGCAGAUAUUUGUGGUCAUGUUUGCGCUAUGUAUCGCUCUAUUUCUCGCAGCUCUUGACAUGUCAAUUAUAGCCACCGCGCUCCCCACAAUCGCCAGCCAGUUCAACGCAUCUGAAAGCGGCUAUUCAUGGAUGGCCUCAUCCUACCUCCUGGGGAAUGCCGCAGUCAUUCCUCUCUGGGGGAAACUGAGUGACAUAUGGGGCCGCAAGCCUAUCAUUGUCUUCGCAAACGUUCUAUUUCUGCUUUCGAGUCUGAUGUGCGCUCUAGCGCCGAAUACAGCAACACUGAUUGCGGGAAGAACCAUUCAAGGAGUCGGCGGCGGCGGUCUGGUUCUGCUCGGACAGAUUUGCGUGGGUGAUUUGUUUAGUCAAAGAGAUCGUCCAAUAUAUUAUGCCAUGUUCGGCAUGACGUGGGCUAUCGCAGGCUCCCUGGGUCCCGUUGUGGGAGGCAUAUUUACUGAGAAGGUGACAUGGAGAUGGUGUUUCUAUAUCAACCUCCCAUUCGGCGGCGUGGCCCUUGCAACCCUCAUCAUAUGGCUCAAAAUCGAAACGCCCAAAACCCCUCUAAUCGCCGGUCUGCGCACAAUUGACUGGCUGGGCACCAUAGUCGUUAUCGGUGGAACACUAAUGUUCCUCCUCGGCCUCGAAUUCGGCGGGGUAGCUAACCCCUGGAAUUCCGCAACGGUGAUUUGCCUCAUAGUUUUCGGCGCCAUCACCCUGGGAAUUUUUGUCAUCAUCGAACGCAAAGUGGCCAAGUACCCCAUCCUGCCAAUGUCCCUGUUCGCAGACUCGAGUAAUGUCUUCACCCUAUUAGUAAACUGGUCGCACGCGUCGAACUUCAUCGCCGGCGCGUUUUUCCUCCCACUAUACUUCCAAACGGUCCUCGGCACGUCCCCCAUCAUGAGUGGUGUCUAUAUUCUGCCUCAGGCAGUCUCUCUAUCCGUCGUUUCCUUUAUCAUCGGCUUCAUCAUCCGCAAGACGGGCACAUAUGUCGAAUAUAUCAGAUUGGGUAUGCUCGUCAUGACGCUGGGUACUGGAUUAUACAUCGAUUUUAAACCAUACACAUCGUUUCCAAGGCUGAUUAUAUACCAAACCAUUGCCGGAAUUGGAACUGGUCCGAAUUUCCAAGCUCCCUUGCUAGCUCUGCAAUCGCGAGUCCCCCAAUCGGAAGUAUCAACCGCGACUUCAACGCAUUCAUUUAUCAGACAGCUCUCGACUGCCUCCUCUGUUGUGCUGGGUGGAGUGGUUUAUCAGAACGUCCUCAAACAAUCCGCCUCAAAGCUACUGGCUGCACUCGGCCCAGAGCUCGCGGAGUCAUUUCUUGGAAAUUUCGCCGGUCCACGAGCGGAGAGUCUAGCGGCAUUAACGCAGGCGCAGCGAGAUACCGUGUUGGAUAUAUAUAACGUCGCAUUUAGCCGUGUAUGGAUUUUCUAUACUGCUAUUGGUGCAGUCGGCUGCGUAUUCAGCUUUUUCAUCCGGAAGAAGGAACUUAGUCGGGAUCACGAAAUUACCAAGACGGGGCUAGAAGCGCAGGAGCUUGCCAGACAGGCCCGUAUCACUGCGAAACGUGAGAGAAAGGAGAAGAAGCUGCAAGACAAGGCCGCGAAUGGGAACGGGAACGGGGACGGCGCAAUGAAAGAGCCUGUUUAGAUUGUGAUAUUUUUUAGUGUGGAAUCCCCUACCUUUCUUGUUCAUUUGAUUUUACUGUCUUGUUGUAUAUAGUAUACCCCGUCCUGCAUUUUUGUAUGUAUGUCCCUGUCCAAAAGUAUAAUUUGAACAUAGAGCUCUGUGCUUUUAUCUGGCCUUCACCUAUAUAGUUUUAGUAACUAUAUAGAUAAUUGAAGAAAAGACAACGAUAUCAACACAAAACUGCUCUCAUUGAAUCAUAGGAUGAUGUUUGUCAGAAGUGACAAUUUCUAUUUCUGUUCUUUGUCGUGCUGAUGCCAACGUCCAUUUUGGUCCCGGAUUCGGGCAAUCUCACUGUUCCGGAGCCUCAGGGAGCGGGGAUGCAGCAAAGAGCCUCAUAUUUAUGCCUCAAGCUGAUUGAAAUUGUUUUUUGCUCUCUUCACUACCAGAGUCCAGACUUCAGCCAUGGCAUCGUUAUUGACUACUCAGGAGGCAAUACUCUAAAAUUAACAUUUUAGUCAAGGUUAAGCACGUGUUUUACCUGAUAUCCUCUGUCUCUAUCGGGCCCUUUCCCUUUAUACCCCUGAUC
Molecule: messenger RNA, 3213 nt
Organism: Blastomyces gilchristii SLH14081
Lineage: Eukaryota; Fungi; Ascomycota; Eurotiomycetes; Onygenales; Ajellomycetaceae
Product: MFS drug transporter
Exons: 5
Coding region: 732-2648 (638 amino acids)
Biological process (GO): transmembrane transport
Molecular function (GO): transmembrane transporter activity
Source: RefSeq, a predicted model, not a curated record